Molecule: messenger RNA, 346 nt
Organism: Phaethon lepturus (White-tailed tropicbird)
Lineage: Eukaryota; Metazoa; Chordata; Aves; Phaethontiformes; Phaethontidae
Product: apoptosis-inducing factor 1, mitochondrial-like
Exons: 2
Molecular function (GO): oxidoreductase activity; flavin adenine dinucleotide binding; protein dimerization activity
Source: RefSeq, a predicted model, not a curated record
UGAUCUGGGUCCUAAUGUAGGGUAUGAAACCAUUGGCCUUGUUGACAGUAGUUUGCCAAAAGUAGGAGUCUUUGCUAAAGCAAGAGCAAAAGACACACCGAAAAGCGUGAUGGAGCAAUCAGGGACAGGUACGGGUUCAGAGAGUGAAACAGAAGCAGUAGCCUCAGAAGUUCACGUUUCUCCAAGCCUUUCACCAAUGCCUCAAGUUCCAAAGCAAGGAGAAUAUUACAGCAAAGAUGUCAUUUUCUACCUCAGGGAUAAAGUUGUGGUAGGAAUCGUGUUAUGGAACAUCUUCAACAGGCUGCCUAUUGCUCGAAAGGCCAGCACAGGGCUAGUGUGCUGUACA